Molecule: messenger RNA, 2030 nt
Organism: Fopius arisanus
Lineage: Eukaryota; Metazoa; Arthropoda; Insecta; Hymenoptera; Braconidae
Gene: Deaf1
Product: deformed epidermal autoregulatory factor 1
Exons: 4
Coding region: 281-1678 (465 amino acids)
Molecular function (GO): DNA binding
Source: RefSeq, a predicted model, not a curated record
CUCUGAUAAAUAAAGAAAGGCCCUUCGAAUGAAGCGUUCUCCCCCAACGUAUACCCAUUGGUAUUCCACAGAAUUGGUGUAGUACAGCCCUGCUGCCCUGCAUUUGCUAUCAACUGCUAUGGCCGCACUGGUGACGAAUAAAUAUCCGCCAUUUCUCACAAAUAAUCCUCGAUAAAAAAAGUCGUUUAUCCCGUAUGAAUGACUCGACUGGUUAAUCCAUAAUUGUUGAUUGUUGACGCCAUCAGUGUGGAAAAAGGUUUGUGGUCGGGGGUGAGGCGAAAUGGAAGAGAAUCAAACAUCGGAAAGUGUCGCUGUGCUACCGGACAUGUCCGAAUCGUUAACGAGCGAGACCGAGGAGGCGUCCAGCCUCUCGACCGAGCACGAAGCCCAUCCUGUUGCUGUUGCAACUAAUGUUGCUGCAUUACCAAGUGUCCAGGGUGUACCUGUAUCACUGCCCGUUGGCUCCAUCAUCGGUGUCUCCAAUUCCAGCAAUGGCACCACCUUCAACGUCAUCACUUCCGAUGGCCUCCAGCUACCAACGUCUGGUGAAUUCAAGCAGAUGCUGUGCGUGGAUAAUGGCUUCAUCUGCGAGCCCCGACACGACAAAGACACAGACCCUCUGCGCUGGAAUGGAGAACUCAAGGCGACUCACAUCGUCAUCCAGAACAGCCCAGAGGAAACCGAAACCGAACAGAUACACGUGACAACAGCUAAUUCCCAGUCAAUCUGCAGUUGGUCAGAGUCUGCUAAUAUGGCAGUGCUGCCAGUGAGAUGUAAAAAUACAAAUGCUGAGCUGCACAAGAGUCGAUUUGGUUCAGGCGGACGUGGGAGGUGCAUCAAACUUGGCUCUGACUGGUACACACCUAGCGAAUUUGAAGCUGCCUGUGGUAGGGCCAGCAGUAAGGACUGGAAGAGGAGCAUCAGAUUCGGGGGCAGAAGUCUGCAGACACUUAUAGAUGAAAAUAUCCUCAAGCCCCACGCCACCUCCUGCACCUGUGCAGCUUGCUGCGAUGAUGACAGUGCGACAGGACCAGUGCGCCUGUUUACCCCCUAUAAGCGUCGGAGAAGAGCCCGGGAGAUUUCUGACGGUGAGACCCCAUCUCGAAAAAUAAAGAGCGACAAUUCCCGAGACGGUAGCAACAACGACGAGAGUGACAACGAAACAGCUGUGGAAGGGAAAGACGUGUGGCCACAAUUUGUGGAGAAUCUCGUGGUGCACCAGGGGGCGGAGCACGACCAGGUGAUACAAGCGGUGCACACAGAAAACGGACAGAGUGACGAUGUCUUCAAAAAGUUGGACGACAUGUCCACGAAGAUGUUGAAGCUUGCUUAUGAGUUCAAGAGGACUGUCGAAGAGGCUAAGGAGAUCAACAGGCAGCAGAGGAGGGAGCAGGCACUUGUGGCUCAGCUGGGGGGCAGGGGAGACGUCAUCGAGACGGUUGGCCUCCAGCCAGCACCCAAUUCCCAUAAUAAAAAGUGCGCAAAUUGCAAUCGUGAGGCGUACGCCGAGUGUUCCCUGUGCAGACGCACCCCCUAUUGCUCAACAUUUUGCCAGAGAAAGGACUGGGGUAGUCACCAGGUGGAAUGCGUACGAGGAGCCGCUGAAACAGUCAUGUUAAUCGUCGAGAGCAGCAGUGCAGACACCGGAUCGCUGGCACGUGGUGGCGAUGAUCAAUAGUUAAUGAUUUUUGUCGAUGAUCCCAGUGGAGAUACCACUACACGUGAAAUGCAAACUAAAGGUGAUGCAUUAAUUAAUUCGGAGAAUAAUUAGACGGAUUUCUUCGAAGGGAAUAAAUACUGUAUAUAAAUAUCAUUUGUAUGGGACAGACGAGAUACUACUGUCGGGCUGGUGAAACAACUCUUUCACUAUUAUGUAGAUCCAGCUGAGUCUGAUAAUAUUUUUAGCACGUAAUUUUUUCAUGUCGAUUUAAGGUUGAGGUAAACUCGAUGUAUAUACCUUGAGAAAUUUAGGCACGUGCUCGAUGAGGUCAGGAGCAAGUGAAUUGAUAAAUAAAGAAUUCAACAUUGAA